This is a messenger RNA of Dicrocoelium dendriticum, 1730 nucleotides long. Lineage: Eukaryota; Metazoa; Platyhelminthes; Trematoda; Plagiorchiida; Dicrocoeliidae. The record is from the annotation of a GenBank genome assembly.
AUGAGUAAACGCAUACCACAUUCUUUCCCUGCGCUGUUUACAUUGACAGGUCGGCGUCAAAGAUCAUUUUUAGGAUCUGAAAACUCCCACAGGGCGGAGGCAUGUGGACUCAUCGAAUCGGCACUCACCUCCAUGGAGACUUCUAUCCCGUUGGUGAACAGGCUGUGUUCAAUUACCGGAGAUCGAUCGAUCUCUUCCUCCUCGUCUUUCUCCGCGGAAAACCAUACAGAGGCCAUGGAAUCAACCAACCAGAUUGUGUGUUCACCGUACUGGCUGAUCUCUCCUACACAGUCUUACAGUAAUCGUUACAGCAAAAUGGAAGAAGAGCCAGUUAGCAUAGCCUCGCAAUCACGUCAGCAGGGUGAAAGCUUCUGCCUGAAUUUUCCUCAUGCAAAUCCCACCCAGGAGUAUUGCUCGUCGGAAGUGGCAGUGCUCACAUGUAAUCAUCCGUCAUGCAAUUGUUUGGGGCUCCCCUAUUUGAGUGAGGACUCAAACUACACAACGGUUCCAGAGAUGUGUUCCUCUCCAACGUCAGUUCGUUCACCAAAAUGGUCCUCAUCAACUUCUUCACUCUCCAACUCCUCCAGUCGGACGUAUCAGACUCCAACUCACUUAAGCGUAGCCAGUGUUGUUUCAUCGGUACAGUUGGAAGUUGGUCCCGGUAACCCCAUGAAUGUUCAGCCCACGGCAUCACCUUCUUUUCGGCCACUCGAACGAACAUAUGAGACAGUUUCAUCAUAUGAUCACAACACAUACCCCAUGACAUUGGGGGUGGACUUUGUUCCUGAUCCAACGGCUCAGCACUUCCCGGGACCAGUUGGCAUGGAUACAAAGUCACACAUGAAUAUGUCUGGAGCCACAUUGAAUGAAGCCCCCGACACACCAAAAGGACUAGCGCAAAAUGAGGAGGGAAGGGAUACAGAAUUUGUAUGGAAUGCGCAGUUUACACAUUCGACAGCAUGCGCCUCGUCCGAAGGGCAACCAGUGUAUUGGACUGUUGAUUCGUUCUCGGACGACUUAAUACAGAUCAGUGGGUUUGGCUAUCCUGGUGUCCUCGAUUCGAACGAUUACGGGGAACAGUCUUACCGGUCACAUGCGCACAUACAAGACGCGCUCUAUGAUAGCGGUGGGGGGAAACGGACUACACCUUCUGGUUGCCCCAAUCCUUUGGCAUCGGAAGAUGCCCGGUCGAAUAUCUUCCGGUGGUCCGACACGUCGGCAUUUUCUGCUCUGACAAGUUUAGGAGAUACGGAACCCUUUAUGGUUCGUUUUCAAGAGCAGGACAAGCAGAACACAGAUGCCAGAACAUGUUCAAGUGGAUCGAGGCCUCAGUGGGUUGAAACACCACGCGGAGCGCAUUGGUUCACCGACGAUGCGCAGCAAGAAGCUUGUGCAACAGGAACUUACGAAAAGCCUGACAUUCUCGAAGCCACCGAGGCUACGUAUGAGCCCAUCGAUUAUCUAGUGGAAAGACUGGACCCUCAGACAACCGUAACGUUUGUGGAGGCGGGAUCCGCUCGAUUUAUACAUUCUGUGGACACGCAAAGUUGGACCAAUACGGCCAAGACUGAUUUUGGUACGUGUAUUAAUACCCUUGGUUCAAUAGGCCCAUGACUAGUGUGAUUUCCAACUGAAGCUAUGUACAAAUGCGCUGCGCGAACGAAGACUAUAAAUCCAACUCCUACGCUUUAUCUCCUAAUGCACACACACACACACACACACACACACAC